This is a messenger RNA of Hyaena hyaena (striped hyena), 1329 nucleotides long. RefSeq names its product TAM41 mitochondrial translocator assembly and maintenance homolog (gene TAMM41). Gene Ontology annotation, molecular function: phosphatidate cytidylyltransferase activity. The record is from RefSeq and is a predicted model, not a curated record. Lineage: Eukaryota; Metazoa; Chordata; Mammalia; Carnivora; Hyaenidae. Gene Ontology annotation, cellular component: mitochondrion. Bases 256 to 1269 code for a protein of 337 amino acids. The transcript has 8 exons. Gene Ontology annotation, biological process: cardiolipin biosynthetic process; CDP-diacylglycerol biosynthetic process.
GGCAGCUCGGCCCGCAAGCCCGCCGACCGCCUGUACCUCUGCCCUGCGCUGCUCCGACCAGGGCUGGGGCUGGCCCGUAGUCCCGAGUCCUCGCCUGUCCCUCCACUCCCCACCCCUGGCUGCAGCGCUCUGCUGUCUCGGCCGGUCCCCGACUUCCACCUCCCACGUUAACUGCCUGCUCCGGGAUCUGCCCCCGACCCGCUGUCCUCUGCCGCGCCCGCCCCGCCGGGGGCCCUGUCCCUGAGCCCCGACCCCAUGGCGCUGCAGGCGCUGCAGAGCUCGGGGGUGGCCUUCCGCAAGAUCCUGUCUCACUUCCCCGAGGAGCUGAGCCUGGCUUUCGCCUACGGCUCCGGGGUGUACCGCCAGGUGGGGCCCAGUUCAGACCAGAAGAAUGCCAUGCUGGACUUUGUGUUCGCAGUAGAUGACCCCAUUGCCUGGCAUUCAAAGAACCUGAAAAAAAAUUGGAACCAUUACUCGUUCCUGAAAGUUUUGGGGCCCAAGUUUAUCACCGCUGUCCAGAAUAACUAUGGUGCUGGCGUCUACUAUAAUACGCUGAUCACGUGUGAUGGAAGGCUUAUCAAAUAUGGGGUCAUUAGCACUAGUAUUUUGAUUGAAGAUCUCCUCAACUGGAAUAACUUAUACAUUGCUGGACGACUCCAGAAACCGGUGAAAAUCAUCGCAAUGAAUGAGAAUGUUGCUCUUAGGUCAGCCCUCGAUAAAAAUCUGAAGAGCGCUGUGACCACGGCUUUCCUGAUGCUCCCUGAAAGCUUUUCUGAAGAAGACCUCUUUAUAGAGAUUGCCGGACUCUCUUACUCAGGCGACUUUCGGAUGGUGGUUGGAGAGGAUAAGACAAAAGUGUUGAAUAUCGUGAAGCCCAACAUAGCCCACUUCCGCGAGCUCUACGACAGCACGCUGCAGGAGAAUCCCCAGGUGGUGUAUAAAGUCCAGCAAGGCCGACUGGAGAUAGAUAAAAGCCCAGAAGGACAAUUCACUCAGCUAAUGACAUUGCCCAGAACUUUACAGCAACAAAUAAAUCAUAUUAUGGACCCUCCUGGAAAAAAUAGAGACGUGGAAGAAACUUUAUUACAAGUUGCUCAUGACCCGGACUGUGGAGAGGUGGUGCGACAAGGACUUUCAGCAAUUGUGAGACCUUCUAGCAUGAAACAGAGCACCAAAGGCAUUUUCACUGCCGGCAUGAAGAAAACAGUGAUUUAUAGUUCACUAAAACUACACAAAAUGUGGAAAGGAUGGCUGAGGAAAACAUCCUGAUUUUGCUCACUUGUAUAUAUACAUUAUGUGUGGUUGAAUAAAGUGAUCCUUUUCAACAGA